AUGUAUGUUAAGAUCGAGACGUCAAGAUUAGAUUAUUUCCGUAGCAAACAACAACAUAUUCAAUCUGAGUUAUAUCAAGGUAUUGUUGAUACCAUUACACUUGGGGAAACUGAUGCUUCUAAUGUUGGGAAACAGAUUAUUCUGCCUUCGUCAUUUAUUGGGGGUCCAAGAGAUAUGCAAAAAAGAUAUAUGGAAGCAAUGGCUUUAGUUCAGCGUUAUGGUAAACCAGACAUUUUUUUAACAACGACGUGCAAUCCAAAUUGGCAAGAAAUUUCAAAUGAAUUACGCCUGCAUGAGGAGAGUCAAAAUCGGUCUGAUUUGGUUGCUCGGGUCUUUCGUGCAAAAUUAGAAGAAUUAAAGGAUCGAUUAUUCAAGCAGCAGAUAUUUGGAAAAGUCUCGGCAUAUGUUUAUAUUAUUGAGCACCAAAAAAGAGGGCUUCCACAUGCGCAUUUUUUAAUUAUAUUACAGAGGAAUUGGAAACUCUAUGUGCCUGAAUCUUUUGAUGAGAUCGUAUCGGCAGAAAUACCUGAUAAAAAUACAAAUCUGCACUUGCAUAAUGCUGUUAUCAAACAUAUGGUGCAUGGACCAUGUGGAGUGUUGAAUCCAACAAAUGUUUGCAUGAAAAAAAAUGGUUGUUGCAAAAGCCAAUAUCCAAAAAGUUAUGCAUCAGGUACGACUGUUGGAAAUGAUUGCUUCCCAAUAUAUAAGCGUUCUGACAAUGGAAUAACUGUCAAACUGAGAGGCCAUAAUUUGGAUAACCGUUGGGUCGUUCCAUAUAAUCCAUAUUUGCUUGCAACAUUUGACUGUCACAUUAAUGUGGAGAUUUUUUCUACGAUAAAAGUAGUCAAAUAUCUUUAUAAGUAUGUUUACAAAGGGCAUGAUCGUGUUGCUUUCAAUUUGGUUUCCAAACAAACUAAUCAACAAAUUGACGAAAUCCAACAAUUCCAAUCGGCCGAUGGAUUGCUCCACCUGAAGCUAUGUGGAGAAUAUACGACUUCAUUGUUAAUGAAAUGUACCCAUCAGUAUAUAGCUUACAUUUACAUCUUGAGGAUAAACACCAAGUAA
Carya illinoinensis is the source of this 1065-nucleotide messenger RNA. RefSeq lists its product as uncharacterized. NCBI's taxonomy places the organism in Eukaryota, Viridiplantae, Streptophyta, Magnoliopsida, Fagales, Juglandaceae. The record is from RefSeq and is a predicted model, not a curated record. The transcript has a single exon. Bases 1 to 1065 code for a protein of 354 amino acids.